This is a messenger RNA of Trachymyrmex cornetzi, 1116 nucleotides long. RefSeq names its product Coiled-coil-helix-coiled-coil-helix domain containing 3 (gene Chchd3). The transcript has 3 exons. Bases 286 to 873 code for a protein of 195 amino acids. Gene Ontology annotation, cellular component: MICOS complex. Lineage: Eukaryota; Metazoa; Arthropoda; Insecta; Hymenoptera; Formicidae. The record is from RefSeq and is a predicted model, not a curated record. Gene Ontology annotation, biological process: inner mitochondrial membrane organization.
UACAUAGUUGAAUGUCUAUAUUUUGUGGACAUAGAGGCGCUUCAAAAUAAGGUAACAGCUAAAUCCCGCGGGCGCGACGGGUAUGGCCGUUUGCUCCUCUCUCUUAAGGUUUCUGUCUGGUUUGAAAUUAUGGUUUAUGUAAUUUCACUUUGAUGAGGCGAAUAACUGGGAAAAACAGCUGGCCCCGCUGUCAUCGGACUAGGACGACGGAUAAAGCUCGCCACACGAGCGAGAUCACGAGGUAUUUCACGGAGGGCUGUUUAAUUAGAAAUUAGAAUCCCGAGGAUGGGCUCCGGCCAGAGCGCCCGCAAGCUGACCAUCUCGAACGAGGAGGAAGUCGGGGUGAUCAAGGUGUCAAACGCGAUCGUACAGCGUCUCGCCCAGGGGGAGAAAUCCAAGUUGCAUAAGCCACUGCCGGAUGCGAUACCCGCCGCACCGAUCCAGCACCCGGCGCCUUCCACGGUGACUGCUGUGCCUCACGCCAGUGAAGCGACGCAUGAGCAGCCAGUGUAUUAUUAUCCAGAGUUGACGGUGUCUGCUCUUCAAAUUCAGCAGCAAAUGGAAGAGGAACUGCAGCAGCAGGAUCAGUACUGGCAAAGGCGUCUACAAAAUAUCGAGGAUGGUUACCAAAAGAUCAAUCGCGUUUUAGAGGAAGAAUACAAGAAGGCAGCUAACGAGUCCUCUGUCGCUAAGCCUGGACAAAAAAUUACAGAUAUCCAGAAUACAGUGCAACCGUGUUUAGAGAACAGUAAUAAAGUCCUGAAGUGUUUCCAGGACCAUCCCAAGGAGACUCUGAAAUGUUCAAAUUUGGUAGAAGAGUUUUCGAAUUGUGUCUGGAACGUGCAUACACACAUGAUCGAAACGCGUUCGUAAUAUAUUCUACUUGCGCGACUCAUGGAUCAUGACAUCUUCAAAACAGAACAUUUAGUUAACAGAUAAAUUGUAUAUUAAACUGUAAUGCCUAAAAUUGUUUCAGCAGAAUUGUUGCUGAUGAAAAAUAGUAUAAAGCAAAGAGUACAUGAGGAGAAAUGCAAAAAAUAAAUGAAUAUAUAUUGUGAUUUAUAACAAAAUGAGAUGAUUAUUACAUGUACGAGAUAAAUAUUGUUGAGCAUUAAA